Molecule: messenger RNA, 789 nt
Organism: Sparassis crispa
Lineage: Eukaryota; Fungi; Basidiomycota; Agaricomycetes; Polyporales; Sparassidaceae
Exons: 3
Coding region: 1-789 (262 amino acids)
Source: RefSeq, a predicted model, not a curated record
AUGCUGUCGAUCAGGAUGUCGUUGCAUUGCGGUAUGAACCCGUCGACACUUGCGACUAUGGAUCACGCUGGAAUCGUCCACGAAACUCUCCUCCUGCAGAUCGUAUCUUUGUGUUCAGAUCUGCUGAAUCCCCUUUAUGACACCCAGACCUCGGAAACGAAGCGCAACAAGUCCGACCAUCCACAGACCAUCGCUCUCUCAGCCAAGGCUGGUCUUGCAGCUGCGAAUAGAGAUGCUACCUACCCGCGAUUUUCCGUACAACUUCGACCAAAAGAGAUCUGCAAGGUAUUCUGGGAAUUAGAUCAUCGCGCGUUUUCUCCAUGGGAAUGCUCCCUCAUCAUUAAGGAUGCUAAACCCACAAGCAGCACUUACAAAGUGUGCCCUAUCCGUACACUCAAUCUGGACUUCUACUCAAUCUCGCAGGGCCGCUCCUUGCCACGGUGUCAGAUAUGGUUCAUCGGCCGAAUGGCGCCCUGCAUAAUUGUAGGUCAAGACUACGAGAUGAAGCCGGAGGAAGGAAUUGUUGUCUCGCCAAGUGUAUACAUUCCACCGGAUUUGAUGUGUGGCGAGGACGCGGCGGGCGGAAUGUGGCUGCUACAAUUCUGGGUGCCCAUCCCGAUGGGGCUGUUCAUCAAAUGCCCGUGCCGGAAGUUCCGCGUAAAAGCGCGACUCCAACUGGAGACUUGCGAAGGUCCUGAGUCAGAGGCUGAAGCUAUCUGCGAGAGUACAGUGGACGUCGUGAUGGAGCACUUGCAGCUGGCCAAGCUGAUCAGCCACGUUGAAACUUGA